AGCCAAUUUUGUCGUGUAAGCCCGAUAGGUUGCAAAGCUUUAUAUUUAGAUUGUAUGGAGGACUUACCCGACUUUCAUUUUCAAAAUCACGUGUAAGCCCGAGCUUUUCAAAAUAAUGGUAGCUACGCCCCUGCUAGCACCCUAAGCCAUCUUCAUACGUGUGUGAAUGAUAGACCGUGUCUUCCGUGUGAUAAGCUUUUCCUUUUAGUUUUAACAGAGACCAUAUAAUCUAUUAUAUGGUCUCUGGUUUUAAAUAAUCAAUAUAUUCAACUUCGUCAUCAUGAACUGAAUCUGAAACUAAAACAAGGAAGUACACAUAAUACACAUAUAGAAAUGACCACGUAGACAUUUCACGUAGUUACACUGAAGGGGGAAUUGCUCUUUCAACGAAAUACGACAUUGAUUGGCACAUGUGAUUUCACUGCGCAGAGUUGGGCUACCCUCAAACGAAUAAGAAGAAUCAACUCUGCAGACAGCCAUGCUGGAGAAGUUCCUGACAAGCCAGGUGUCGGAGUACCUGUGUAUCCCCGUGUGGACGGUGCUGCUGGCCACUGCCUGUCUUGUGUGGCUGCUGUACAGUGGAAGUAGAGGAAUCAAUGUCAAGAAAGCAGUGCGUGACUAUGCCACAACUGAUGUUGCUAAAGAUGAAGCUGAAAAACCUGCUGAGAAGACCAAAUCAAGAAAAAAGCUGAGGGAGAAACGAAAAUUGAAGAUUUUCUAUGGAACACAAACAGGCAACGCAAAGAAAUUUGCUGAGCUCUUGGCUGCAGAUAUAGGAGACAAAGGUUAUCAAACAUCAACUGUUGAUCUCAAGACCUAUGACCCGGAAGAUGACCUCUCUGAAGAGACCGACCAUUUGUGUGUGUUUAUUAUCUCCACCUACACUGAUGGAAAGCCACCAGGGGGCGCUGAGUGGUUCUACAAAUGGCUACAGGAAACCGCCUCUGACUUCCGUGUCCAGAAAACUCUGCUCAAGGGCCUGCACUAUGCUGUGUUCGGCCUGGGAAACUCGGUGUACACAGAAAACUUUAAUACGGUGGCCAAGAAUGUAGACUCAUGGUUGAGGGAUCUUUCUGCACUCAGAAUUGAAUCUGUUGGACUAGGAGAUGAAAAUGUGGCAAACAGUGAAAAUGCAGGAUUAGAAGAAGACUUCCAGGCGUGGAAGAGGCAGUUUGUGAAGGCCGCGAGGCCGGUGUUGAAUGGCCGCACCGUGAAGCGGUGCGUGGGAGAGAAGUGUGGAGGCAAAUGUGCGUGUGUCAAGACAAAAGACACAGCAGAGGCUGAUGGGAAGACAUGCAGCAGCGAGGGAGAGUGCAGCAGCGACAAUGAGGUUUUGUUUGAAACCAGUAGUGAGGACGAGAAGGUCACUAGUACGAGCAAGUCCACAGCAGGGAUCGUUGAUCUGGAGGACCUCGGCAUGAUGAUGAAGAACGUCAAGAAGAACAAGCAGGUGGAGGUGGAUGAGGAUGAGGAGGGGGGUGUGUCGUCCACGGAGCCGAGGGAGAUGAUCACGCCGCUCCUGCGACAGUCACUGGAGAAGCAGGGCUACAAGCUGAUUGGUUCACACUCAGGGGUCAAACUGUGCAGAUGGACAAAGUCCAUGCUGCGGGGCAGGGGAGGCUGCUACAAGCACACGUUCUACGGUAUUGAAUCUCACCGCUGCAUGGAGACCACACCCAGUCUGGCCUGUGCCAACAAGUGUGUCUUCUGCUGGAGACAUCACACCAAUCCAGUGGGCACAGAGUGGAAGUGGAAGAUGGACGACGCUGAUACUGUCUUCCAGGGAGCGCUCAAGAACCAUGUCAAUCUCAUUAAGCAGUUUCGGGGUGUUCCUGGAGUGCAGCCAGAGAGGUUUGCUGAAGGCCUGGAGCCCAAACACUGCGCGCUGUCACUGGUGGGAGAACCAAUCAUGUACCCCGAGAUCAACAAGUUCGUCAGCCUGCUCCAUGGCAGGGGGAUUUCCUCCUUCCUCGUCACCAACGCCCAGUUUCCUGAUGCAAUCAAGGACCUGAGUCCAGUGACCCAGCUGUAUGUGAGUGUCGACGCCAGCACCAAGGAGAGCCUGAAGAAGAUCGACCGCCCGCUGUUCCGGGACUACUGGCAGCGUUUCCUGGACAGUCUGGAGGCCUUGGGCAGCAAGGGGCAGAGAACUGUGUACAGACUGACCCUGGUCAAGGCCUGGAACACAGAUGAAGUGAAGAACUAUGCCAGCCUCGUCUCCCGGGGAAAGCCAGACUUCAUCGAGGUCAAGGGUGUCACCUACUGUGGCGAGUCCAAAGCUUCCACCCUGACGAUGGCCAACGUGCCUUGGCACCAGGAAGUUGUUAGCUUCGUACAACAACUUGCAGAUGCGCUGCCAGAUUACGAAAUAGCUUCCGAACAUGAACACUCCAACUGUAUACUCAUCGCACACACAAAGUUCAAGAUCAAGGAUGAAUGGUGGACAUGGAUAGACUAUCCUCGGUUUCACCAACUCAUAUCAGAAUACAACCAAUCAGGAGGCCAGAAAACAUUUACUGCAGAGGACUAUAUGGCCCCAACUCCACACUGGGCAGUGUUUGGAGCUUCAGAGAGAGGGUUUGACCCAGUAGAGACUCGGUUCCAUAGAAAGAAGCAGAAAGACAUCAGUGGAUGCUAACAUUUGCUGUUUGACCUUGAGGAUUGAUCUUGUUGU
Messenger RNA from Haliotis rubra (blacklip abalone), 2674 nucleotides. RefSeq names its product S-adenosyl-L-methionine-dependent tRNA 4-demethylwyosine synthase TYW1-like. The coding region runs from base 479 to 2638 and encodes 719 amino acids. The transcript is spliced from 15 exons. The record is from RefSeq and is a predicted model, not a curated record. Gene Ontology annotation, molecular function: FMN binding; catalytic activity; 4 iron, 4 sulfur cluster binding. Gene Ontology annotation, biological process: wybutosine biosynthetic process. NCBI's taxonomy places the organism in Eukaryota, Metazoa, Mollusca, Gastropoda, Lepetellida, Haliotidae.